AAUAAUUUGAACCUUUGAUUUGUUUUAGUGCGCCUUUUUAUUGUACUGGCCUCUUUUAUGUAGUGGCGACAAAAUGUAUUCCGUCAUUUACCGGAUGAACAAACUUGCAAAUUUCAUUGGUAAAGAAAGAGAUGAAUAUAAAAUGAAGGCUUCGAUAUGUGCUGGAAUAACUCACAAAAACAAUCAUCCUCUACACGAAUUGUUAGAUAUAAAUCUUAAUCAUGCUUUAAGGCUUUCCGUUAAUGAAAUCAAAACAUUUCUUUCACUCAUGGCAGAGGAUUUGAAGUUUAGUGGGGUGAACUCAUAUGAUGCUUUCACUGAAAAAUAUAAUGGAGUUAUUAACUUUUUAGUACACAUAAAUACGCACAACUUUCGUUUAAGAUUGGAGUGCAUGGAAAGCAGCGAAAUGAAUGCUGCUUAUGAUAAUCUGCUCGCGGAUAUACAUAAACGUCUUUUGCUCAUCCAACAACAUACAUACAAUAUUGACAAUUUUAAAAAGUACAGAAGAAAAAUAGCUGACCUUUUGUUUGCAGAAAACAAAGAAAAAUCUGUAUCUAAAUACUUUUCAGAUACUGAAGAAUUUCUUCAGCAGUAUACUUUUUCGGAUAACUCAAACACCACUCUUUGCGAAAUACUCUCUUGGUGGAAAGGUUACGCGAAUGUUCUGUUUUGUGUUCUUGACGAUUUCUACUCGUCAUCGGGCUUUGAUCUUGUGAAUACUCUGGUAAUUUACCUUAGGAAGUUGUCAAAUGUGACUCAUUCCAAAGUACUACUGUCACAAUUAUAUAUUCAGAAACUAUUAAGUGAUGAUUUUGGAAGGCUUUCUUUACGAGAAUUACGUAAUAUCAAUGAAAUUUUAAAGAUAUGGUCUAAUGUAUCAAAACAACUGAAAAGAAUUCAGCUAAAUCUUUCAACUCAGCUAGAUUCUGCCAAAACGGAUAUUCAUAGGGAAAUAUUACUUAGUGAUAGUUCAAGUGACCUGUUGGGUGAACAAUUCAAAAGUUCAAAAAGAAAUCCUAGUACAGUCUUCGACCUGAGCUUUUUUGAUUCCUUUUUCUUUUGCGAUCAAUCAUAUGAAUACACUGUGGAUACACGGCAUCACUCUUGUAGCCCUCUUGAGUCCCACAAACCUAAAAGUGCAUUAAAAAAACCAAGUGAUACAUCAACAAUUCCAGAAAAAGUGAAUAUUUCUAGAGAGGCAGAAAUGAUUCUACGGGAACCAGUUUAUACAAUGAAUAAAUCGUUAAUGAAAUGUUUAAUUCACGCAACAUUGCAAACUCUACAAGAUUAUGCAAGUCAAUUACAAUUUGGAUGUAAUCCAACUGCAAUUGACUUUAUGAUGAGUAGUAAAACGGAUUUAAGUCAAUGCGAAAAUAAUCUGAAUAUUGAAUAUUAUAACUGUUUAAAUAUACUUUUGCAAACUCCAGUAUUUGCUACAUCAGUACACGGACAGUUAUUCAAUCCAUCGGAUUUAUGUUUUAGUGAUUUUUGGUAUCAUAAAAAUCAAAAUAUACUCGAUGAACAAUUCAAUCCUGGUUUCACAACGCAAAAUAUGCUGUGUUCAUGGAACGGUGCUGUUGGAACAGGAGCAGGUUUACCUAUGCCUAGAAUUUAUAUUAGUAAGUCUUUACAGGCUUUUAUCGCAUUCAAUCUUGAAAUUCUUCUGCCGAUGAUAUUAAAUUUAUUACAAACGGAAAUCAAUGAACAACAGUCCAAAUCUCAAUCAGACAACCGGGAAAAUUCAAACAAUAAUUUUGAGAAAUCUGAUGAUGAUUUAAACAACAGGCAGUAUACAGAUAAUUUAAAUGAUGAUAGUCUGAGACCAUUGAUUUUUGAAGUGAUCACUGUUUUACUUACUAUUUUAAAUGGCCAUGGAUUAAAUAAGUCAUCCAAUGUUGAUGUUACUGAUAACUCUGCUACAGAAAAUAAUGAAAAUAAGAAUGAUACUGUGGAAUUUGUCGGUUUAACUGCACAACUGAGCACAAUUACAUUAUCUGUUGACUGGGAUUUAAAUGGGAUUGAAAAAUUAGCUUUAUGUAUUUCAGAUUGUUUAGGUCUGCGUGCAUUGUGUAGCUUAUUGGCAUCAAUAUUUGAUAGAGAAAAUGAAUUCCCAGUUAAAUCAUUCAAGUUUAAUGGACAGCAUAAUGUAACAUCCCUCUUCUUUGGAUGUGCAAAAGAAUACGAUGUUUCAAUACGUCUACUGAGUGAACAAAUCAUCGACAUCAGUUUAGUAUAUUACUAUAAUAUUGGUUUUACAAUUGAAGAAGAUUUAAAUUACUUAGAUAAACUCAAAUUACUGUUGUUGCCACACCAAUUUAAAUUACAAUCAAACAAAUCGAUAUUAGGCACUCAAUCAGAUAUUAAACAUUUAAGUAAACCUAUUCAAUCAAUAUGGUGUAUUUUGUCCAAUAUAUGGUCAAUAUUAAUUCAAACAUGUCCUGGAGGUUUAAGUAGACAGAUUAUGGCACAUGUUAGUUCAAAAAUCUUAGAGUCUGCAGUACAACAACUUGAUGUUUCUAAAAUAAAUUCGGGUUUAGAUUUUUCUAUGCAGCUUAGAGAUGAAUUAUGGUUAAUUCUUGGUAUUGCAAAAUUCGCGCUUUAUCGAUCAGCUGAAACAAUAUCUGAAGUACUAGGUGUAGGCAAUCUAUCAGUUGAGUUGAAUACAAUUCAUACAACAGGUCUACUAACUAGUCAAAUGCUAUUAUCAUGUUAUACUCCAAGACAUUUGUGGGAAAAACUUCAUGAAAAAGGAUUUUACAGUCAAAUAGCAGAAAAUACAAAUAAAACAUUUGAUUUCAGUUUAUCUAAUUGGUUAGCGAUUAUCGAUUCCAAUCUAUUCCAUGAUAUUCCAAUACAUUUAAUGAAAGAAUAUCCUCGACAAACUGAACUAGAAAUAGAAGUGGAACUAUUUUCCGUAUCAGGUCAUUUUGAUCCUGUUAGAAUAAUUAGUUUGUUAACUGCCUGGAAUUACAAAUUAAGUCUUUUAAUACUUGAAUCAUUGUAUGCGAAUCAAUCAACUGAUAUUUUAACGAAUAAGGAGAAGCUUGUAGCAAAACAACUGUUCAUCUCUAUGCUUCGAAUACUGGAUGCAAUACCAGAAUACACAGAUUUUUUGGGCAAAGUUGUGGAGUUAGUUAUAAUCCCAGAAUCAGAAAAGUGUAAUUUAUCAAUCCGGAAAUUAUUAAAUCAUGAAGAAUGGCCUUUAUGGUUUGAUGCAUUAGUGCAACUAUUGGCUGAACCACUAGGAAAAAUAUGGAUUCGUUUCAAGGAGUUAAAAGAUCAAAGAUUAGAAGAAGAUGAAUCCUUUCAUGAUUAUAAACUAGUGGAUAAAUUAAAUGAAAAUCCAACUAAUGUAUUCAUUAAUUAUACACCAAAACGAAGAGUUUAUUGGGAUCAUUUAUUUCCAUCUGGUUAUAUGCCAUGUGGAUGUCUAUUACCUGAACCAUUUAGUUUUAAUAAUAUAAAACAAUCUCAUAUAUGUACAUCAUCUAUUACUGACAUAAAUCGUGACAAUAAUAAUAACAAUGGUGAUACUAAUAUAUCAACAAAUAGUUCAACGAGACAUCAGUUGAAAAUCACUUCAAAAUUUGAAUUGGAAGAAGAAAUUGGUAAUUAUGCGAAUUAUUAUCAAAAAUGUGGAUGUAGUCAAGAGGUAUGGUUUGAAUUAGCCUCCGAUAUUAUACGUCUACCAGUAAUUAAUUGUUCACCAGGUUUACAAUCAGCAUUGACUAAAAUUAAUGAUUUUUUCAUUACGUUGACUAAAAAUCAAUCGGUAGAAUGUUUGGAACAAAUAAAUACUAAUAAUAAUAGCAAUUCAAUUGAUGGACAGCAUUUUGCAAUACAAUUAGUAAUAUUAUAUUUAAAUUAUCGAAUACAUGAUGAGAUUAAAACAAAAUCAUUGAAUAAUGAAUAUAAAACCCAACAACAGUCUGUGAUUGAACAAUUACAAUAUUCAAUAUUGUUGGAAUAUUUGAAAUCAUUGUUGAAUGUAAAUGACGAAAGUGAAGAAAUUAACGCGUGUAAAAAACGUGUGAGGUCAUUUUUAUCUGAAAGAAUUAACGAUGUGAAGUUAGUUUGUUUUUGCGAGAUAAAUCUUUGAUAAAUUUUAUUUAUUAUAAUGCUAAUUUUUGUUUAGUAUGAAGAUUUCUGGAGAUCGUUGUAUUUUAACAAUCGGAUUAACGAGAAAAUCUGAAAGCACUAGGAAGCCAUAUUGUUAUAGUAUUGGAUUCUUCAGCACUGCUCAUCCACGAUUCCAUACGCAGGACUGGAACUCAGGACCUUCAGUAUUGCGUGGACACUAAACCUCCAGAUCAAUGGGCCAGCAUGUAGGAUCGUAAACACUCAUUACUUCAGAGUCCAAUACUAGGAGGAAACAGCCGUCCAUUGCUUCCAGGCAUUCAAUUGUGGUGUAGCUUAGAUCGACUUGUGAAUUCGAUUAAAUUUUUAUUCAUUCAAAAAUUUCUUCACUUCGACAACAUGAAGUAACAUAAUUUAACAAGCUGAUGCGUAAUAUACAAGUAUUUUGUGAAAAAUAAUUAGUGGGAAAUAUGGAAUGAUAAAUGUUGUGUUUUACUAAUAUUCGUAGUGUCAGAAUCGACUAAUCCUUAUAAUAUUGAAGCCAGGAAAGAGAACGCUUGAGACAAUGAUUGGUAGAAGACAUAUAUAGUCUCAUUACUCAGUAAUUUUUGGAUAACUAAACAAUUAAAAAACCAUCGAUAAAAUUGAAGAUUCUCAACACUAUAUUUUAGAUACAGAAAUCAAAGUCGUCUUAUAGAAUUACUAGUGACAGGUAAUGUUUUAUAGCCAAGUAUGUGAAAAGACCAAUUGAUAGUCUGUUGGAAACGAAUCUGCAAGUGGUUAUUAAAUCUUGUCAUUCGUUAUCUACAGAAGAAUGAAAACAUAGACUUUUAACUUUCUUAUUAUAUCCUUUGAUGGGAUGUACACUAUCGCUUCUGAAUAUCAAAUUAUUUAGUCUAUGUUUUUAUUCUUCUAUAGAUAACUAAUGGCAGGAUUUAAUAACCACUUGGAGAUUCAUUCCCAAUUGACUAUUAAUUGGUCCACUUAGUCAUAUGAGAAUACUCAACCUGAUUUUAUUGAAAAUAUCUGUUAGACGAAAUCAGACCUCUUGAAAUAUUAGAUGAUUAAAAGUUGGCGGUAAAAUAUUCUGAAUUUCUGUCUUGUGUUAGUUGUUGCUUAUCCGUUAGACGUUAGUUUUGAUGUUGGUUUAACUGUUUCAAAACUGAGUCACUCCACGUUAUAUCCCGAAACUUUGCCUUUGAGUCAUUCUGUACGCAACGGACUUCUUGUAGGGUCUCCUGAUAAUUACAUCUAGCCAUCUAAUAUCCCAACAUAGUGUACUCGACAUCGAGUCAUUUUGAUUGAUGAUCACAUUACAACUUGAUCGAUAGAAUUCUAGCAGCAUUAAAAGACUGAACAAACAGGACAGUGAUCACCAGAAAUAUUAAUAAAGCCUAAAUUUCCAAACAUUAAAUAUCUUUGAUUAGUUAAGAAUGAUGAAUGUUCAAGUUAAUCUCUUGAUCACACAAAACAACACAGAAUAUCGUUAUCAUAGCCAAAAUUUUAACCAUUUUAACAUUGGAAAGGGUUUUUGUGGGUAUAAUAGUUAUUUUAAUAUUUGUGAUAAUGAAUCAACUGAAGCUAGACCACUAUGAAAAACCUGUAAGCACUGAACGGCCGUUUCAUCCUAUUGUGGGGCUCCUCAACAGUGCACAUCCACGAUCCCGCCUCGCGAGAUUCAAUGUUAAGCGUUCGCUCGCGCGACUGAUAAGUCCUGGGUUCGAAUCUCACGAGGCGGUAUCGUGAAUGCGCACUGUUCAGGAGUCCCACAAUAGGCUGAAACGGCAGUUCUAAUAUUAUUUUAAUUGUAUGUUAAACAAUAUUUUAUAUUUAUUAUUUCUUUUCUUCACUUUAUUUAUAGUGAUUCCGAAUUAUUUAUCCAAG
Molecule: messenger RNA, 5961 nt
Organism: Schistosoma rodhaini
Lineage: Eukaryota; Metazoa; Platyhelminthes; Trematoda; Strigeidida; Schistosomatidae
Source: the annotation of a GenBank genome assembly